AUGGGAUUUUCAAAUAAGGCAUCUAUCGGAGUCGCUCUUAUUAUCACAAAUUACGAUGUUCAAAAUGCAGCUCAAUAUCUUUGCACUCAUCCAUUUACUCCGGUUGAUCACAACAGAGUUUUCAAGCAUACGCGUGUACCACAAAUUCCACAACCAAAUCAGCCUUUUACAAUAAAUAAAGGUGAAAUGAUUGACGACGAACUUGAUUUAAUAGAUUUAAUAGAUGAUGAUAAUGGCGUUUUAGAAGGAAGAAUCCAUAACCGAGUUGUAAGGGCACAACGAGGAACGUUCAACAGAGAACCUCCACGGCCAUUUCAAAAUCCAAGACUAUAUCCAAUGUAUGCACAUGAUCAACAUCGUAGACCAAAUCAUCCUCCAAGACUAUAUCCAAUGUAUGCACAUGAUCAACAUCGUAGACCAAAUCAUCCUCCAAGACGAAAUCCAAACAUGGGUUUUGAUAUACGUGAAGAAUAUUAUGAAAUUCCACCAGAAUUUCAAGGCUUGUGA
Molecule: messenger RNA, 507 nt
Organism: Trichomonas vaginalis G3
Lineage: Eukaryota; Parabasalia; Trichomonadida; Trichomonadidae
Exons: 1
Coding region: 1-507 (168 amino acids)
Source: RefSeq, a predicted model, not a curated record